Anthonomus grandis grandis is the source of this 1573-nucleotide messenger RNA. RefSeq lists its product as uncharacterized. NCBI's taxonomy places the organism in Eukaryota, Metazoa, Arthropoda, Insecta, Coleoptera, Curculionidae. The record is from RefSeq and is a predicted model, not a curated record. The coding region runs from base 16 to 639 and encodes 207 amino acids. The transcript has a single exon.
UGUUAAGGACUCAAAAUGAUUUAUUCAAAAUUUUCUGAGUUAUUAGGUCCGGUCUCAAGUUACCAGGUCACUUCCAUAAGACUUUUAGAUGUCGCAGUAUGUUUCUUCGUGCUCGAGUUGUUUCUUACCGGGUCUGGAUUGUUGCUUGAUGAUUUCCUCCCAUGGAAAAUCUGGAACGAGUUGACUAUCACAAAAAUAUCCGUUACCGCCGUGCGAUUAUUAUUGAUCGAAUUGUUUGGGGAACAAGAGUUGAAAGAGUACGUGCCUAUCCAACUGACCAGAUCGAGGAGCGGCUACAGGUUGGAGCGAGACGUGGAAACUGGUUGUCUCACCACAAAACACCAUAAAAGACUAUUGGAGAAACAGAGAGAGGACAAGAAGCUCGAGAGUACCGAGUUAGCCUCAAUACAUUCUCCAACUUCUAAAGCAGCCCCUGUUACUAUACUGAAUGGUGAGGCACAACUGGAAAAGAUCUUGGAGGAGGAUAUGGAGAGGUGCGAAAUGGAGGUAAAGGCUCUAGAGUUGAGGGAGACGAUUUCGACUACGACUACUGCCAGUGUGAGCCCGGGGACCCCGUCGGAGUCCAGGGAAUUGAUAGCCAAUGGGAGACAGUACAGUUUUAACUCCAGACAGUACUAAAGAGGUUUAUGUCACAGAUACCAGUUCGGACCAUAUUAUAAUAUUUAAGGCAUUUAGAGCUUUGCCUAAAUAGGCUCAAUUAGUCGAUAUUUUACUUGUUUUACUCUCUAUAGUCUGUCUUUGUUUACGUGUAAAUUCGAAGGAAUAUCUUACGUCCAUGCUUUAAAGCUACUCUGAUCUCUCAUGUAGUCUAGCUUAGUAGCGUUUAAGUACAGGGUCACUUAUAUGACGGAUUUGAUAAGGAAAUUGUGCUAUCUAGUGCGACAGUUAACUGGAUUUUCUUGCAUAAGUUAUCUGACUUGCUGUCAAGAAUAUUUAAUAAUUUUUUUGUACUAAUUCUUAAAAAUCACUUAAAUUUCCGAUCAAGUUGAGGAUUUUUUGAAAAGUCUUGUACACAGUUUAAUAUCAACAAAAUUUUACUUCUUGAAUAAGUUUAAAAUUGAACAAGUCUGUAUUUUGGUGUUUCUGAAACAUUGGAAAUAGUUUACUGACAUAAUAUUAAUUGGAAAUUUUGCAUUUUUUCAAACUUCUAUAAAAUUUACCUGAAUUUUCAAAAAAAUUGCAAAAAUUUUCUAUGUGUGUGUGUCCUUCUAUCUCGCUCUUUCUCAACUGCCUGGAAGAAAUAUAUAAUUAUUUACUAAUUCCAGGCAGUUGAUCGAGUCAUACUUCAAAUUCUUUUUAAAAUUUCAAGAAGAAAAUAGAAAAAAAAAUUAUAAAAAUUACGCCUCUUGCCUUAAAAAUGUAAGAAAUUAAAAAAAAAUUAUUGUCUUUUAAAACAAAAAAUUGAAUAAAUCUUUGCCUUAUUAUUUUUAGAAAAUAUGAAAAAGCCAUUUAGAAUAUUCAAUUUUUUUUUUAUUAUUAUACAUUCUUAGAUAUCUAAGAAAUUUCCAAACACACAAAUUUAAUCAGUUUUUUUAACGUUAUUUAAUAAAUA